This is a messenger RNA of Funneliformis geosporum, 299 nucleotides long. Lineage: Eukaryota; Fungi; Glomeromycota; Glomeromycetes; Glomerales; Glomeraceae. The record is from the annotation of a GenBank genome assembly.
AGCAUGUAUCAAUUCCAGAAGAAAUCAGUCCAGUUUCAUCCAUGCGAAAAGAUGAGAUAAUUGCUGACCUACCUGCUUUACCUUAUAUAUCAGAAAUUGAGGUGCUGGAUAGUAUUAAUGAUAUUGACACUAAAGCCUUAGCAUAUGCUUGGAAGCGAGAAGAGGGUUUACACCUAGAUGAAUAUAAUAAAGAGCUAGGCUUAGCUUUCGAAUACAGUGGUAAUCAAUAUUAUCAAAUUGUGCCUUUUUUUCACCUGCAAAGACAGAUGAAUCUAGAUGCACAAAUCUGGCGUGAUUGA